Poecile atricapillus (Black-capped chickadee) is the source of this 2022-nucleotide messenger RNA. RefSeq names its product G protein-coupled receptor 180 (gene GPR180). The record is from RefSeq and is a predicted model, not a curated record. The coding region runs from base 12 to 1553 and encodes 513 amino acids. Gene Ontology annotation, biological process: response to pheromone; G protein-coupled receptor signaling pathway. NCBI's taxonomy places the organism in Eukaryota, Metazoa, Chordata, Aves, Passeriformes, Paridae. The transcript is spliced from 9 exons.
CUUUUACGACCAUGGAUCUACCAAUUUACGACCGGACCCGGCAACGGGACACGUUGCCGCAGGGGCCGGGCCUGGCGCUCGGUCACGCCCCCAAGGGCGGGCGCGCUCUCUCAUUGGCUGUCUCGCCGCUCCUGCCCUCCCUCUCGCGCCUAACGCGGCGGGGGGCGUCACGUGACACGGCGGGGCAGCGCGGGAGGAGGGAAGGAGGGUCCCGGUGUCCGGCGGGUCCCGGGAUGCGGUGGCGGCUGCUGUGGCUGCUCAGCGCCGCCGCCGGCUGCUGCUGCUGGGGCCCCGCCGCGGGCAAGACGCUGCGGGGUGGCUUCGCCAGCGCCGUCGCCCGCCGGGAGCCGUGGCGGCCCGUGGCGCGCUUCCAGUUCCACGGCGACCAUGCUGUUCUGUGUGUCAGAAUCAAGAAUAUAGCAGUAGCUGUGGCAAAAGCAGCUAGACUUCAUCUCUUUCAAGCACAGGAAUGGCAGAAGCUGGAGAACAGUGUCCAAGAUCACAGCUGUACAGAGAAGUUCUCUAAAGCUCAGCUGACAAUGACUGUGAACCACACAGAGCAAAAUCUGACAGUGUCCCAGAUUCCUUAUCCGGAAACAUGGUAUGUGUUUUAUGUAGACAAGUUUACCUGCGAGGAGAAUUAUUCUGAAUCCGAGGAUAUUCAGUUUGAAAUGGUCUUACUAAACCCAGAUGCAGAAGGGAAUCCAUUAGAUCACUUUAGCGCAGGGGAAUCUGGAUUACAUGAAUUCUUUUUCCUGCUUGUCCUAGCAUACUUCAUAACUGCUUGCAUAUAUGCACAAUCCCUGUGGCAAACUAUUAGGAAGCGUGGACCUAUGCAUGGUGUAUUAAAGGUGUUGACAAUUGCAUUACUGUUGCAGGCUGGUUCAGCUUUUGCCAACUACCUGCAUUUCUCAAGUUAUUCUAGAGAUGGGAUAGGAGCUCCUUUUAUGGGAAGUCUGGCAGAAUUAUGUGACAUAGUUUCACAGAUACAAAUGCUGUAUUUAUUGUUGAGUCUGUGUAUGGGUUGGACAAUAGGCAGAAUGAGGAAAUCUCAUGGCAGACCUCUUCAGUGGGAUUCCAGUCCAGCAUCUACCGGCAUUGCUGUAGUAGUUGUUGUUACACAGAGCUUUUUGUUAAUUUGGGAGCAGUUUGAAGAUACAAAUCACCACAGCUACCACUCGCACCAUGGCUUGGCAAGCGGGCUGCUCAUUGGCCUCAGAGUCUGCCUAGCUCUGUCCCUGGCUGCUGGGCUGUACCAGAUUAUCACUGUGGAGAGAAGCACGCUGAAAAGGGAGUUCUAUAUCACCUUUGCCAAAGCCUGCAUUCUCUGGUUUCUGUGCCACCCAUGUCUUGCAACCAUUGCUGUAAUAUUCAGAGAAUAUCAAAGAGAAAAGAUUAUUACCAUAGGUGUUAUCCUCUGUCAGUGCAUCUCCAUGGUUAUUCUCUACAGACUUUUUUUAUCUCAUAGUCUAUAUUGGGAAGUAUCUUCACUGUCAUCAGUGACAUUGCCACUAACAGUAUCCUCUGGACAUAAAAAUCGACAUCACUUCUGAGAUGUUUAGAAAGAAUACAUUCUGUAAUAAAUGUGCAAUAAUGACUUGAAUAUACAGGUAUUUUUUUGUCACAAGUGUAUGAUACAUUGGUUUCACUGGAAAACUGAUAAUAUCAAAGCACUUCACAGACCUUUGGUCUGACAAGAUUCCUAGAUUAAUGUGUUCAAAGUAUUGUGGAGUGUUAACAUCCAUCAUUUGAAGAGUUUUAUAGAUAUUGUUUAACAAGGGGUGCUGAGCCAUAUAACAGAAGAGUACAAUGAAUUUUUUCUCUCCUGUUCACGGACACCAAAAAUGCCCUUACUUUGUGUCAAUACUAGGUUUGAAAUAAAAUGCAGUUCUUAAAACAUCUACAUGCUUAAACAAGUUUAAAAUAGGCCAGUUGUGAAAUUGGUGUGAUGCAUAAUGAUGAGUACAAGGGUUUUUUUUUUAUUUUCAUGCUUUAGAGAAAAUGUAUUUUAUAUAUCAGUGU